This is a messenger RNA of Eremothecium gossypii ATCC 10895, 4782 nucleotides long. It is a transcript of the gene THO2, whose product is annotated as Tho2p. Gene Ontology annotation, biological process: mRNA export from nucleus; mRNA processing. The transcript has a single exon. The record is from RefSeq and is marked provisional. Gene Ontology annotation, molecular function: mRNA binding. Lineage: Eukaryota; Fungi; Ascomycota; Saccharomycetes; Saccharomycetales; Saccharomycetaceae. Gene Ontology annotation, cellular component: THO complex part of transcription export complex. The coding region runs from base 1 to 4782 and encodes 1593 amino acids.
AUGCUGGCUGUGGAUGAACUCAAUGCGCUGGCCCGGGAGCACGUGCCGCACGCCAGAGAGGUGUUCACGGAUGAAUUUCUGAAAGACUGGGCGACGAACGCGGACAGGCUGAUAGCAGAGUACCGGACGCUCGCGAAGGCAUCGGAGCAGGUGGACUUUGUGUACAGGGUGUUUGCGGAGGGGCUGCUGUUUACGCAGGGGGCGCUGCGCGGGCUGGUGGGGGACUACGGGCCAUUGGCGAGCCUGCUGGCUGCGCUGUGCGAGAACAGCUCGGCCAAUGCGCGGAUACUAGCGAACCUGAUCAACUGCUUUCCGCGCCACGGGGGAGACGAGGCGAACAUGGUGGAGCUGCUGCAGCAGCUGACGGGGAUGGACUUUGAGUUUUCGGCCAGCCUGGUGGAAAAGCUGCUACUGCAUCGGUGGGCGAAGGAGCAGACGUCGCUGUACAAGCGCAGCUUGAUCUCCGAGAAGUACCACCUCAAGAAGUACAAUCUGCUGUUUGAGAGCCCUCUGGGCUUUUCGCAGAUAUGUAUGCUGCUGCAUGUGGCGUACGCGGACAAGGACCGCUUCCAGAGCGCGGAUUACUACUGGCGACAGAUCCAGUUUGUCGCGGGCAAAUACACGCUGGACCCGAUCCGCGUGCUGGACGUCAUUCUGCGCGUGUCCUCCGUCCAUGUGCACCACCACCACGAGUUCUUGGUGCUGCUGCUGCAGCGCUCCGACUACUGGCCAUUGCAGCGGUCGGACCCGUUUGCGUGGGAGACACUGAACGUCGGGGGCAGCGCGGUUGCCGCGCAGCUGAUUGCGCAUAAGCUGAAGAACGAGAAGUUUGACCAUCGGUACAUGGACAUGGUGUGCGUGCUUAUCCGCGAGGGCUUUGUCUCGUAUCUCUCGAUAUUCGACUCCCUGGGCCCCGAUGACGAGACGCUGGCCAAGUACGUCGACGAAUACUACGCUGACCUGUGCAAACAGUCGCAGGAGGGAAGCUUGAACCCGCUGGCAAUGGCCGCUGCUUUGCCAGACGAGGACGAUGGCCCGCCAGGUGCCACAGACAGUAAGGGCGAAGACAAAGCGGCCCAGGCAGCGCUCUCAGAGCAGAAAGAAAGGGACGAGCAAAAGCAGGAGCGCGAACGGAAGAAUAGGCAGUACAAGGUGAAGCGCACGGGGAAGUGGCGACUAGUAACCAGCUGUCUGAAUCACGGCCUGUUGAUUCCCGCGCUGUACUCCAUAAGGACCAACGAGAAAACGGCUCUGUCGAUAGAUAUCCUCGUUGAGUCCGUUUUACGUCUCUUUGAGCACAUGAUUAGACCUUUGCAUGAGAAGGCUAUCAACGCUCCUUCAUAUCAACCUACCCCCAGGGUGAAAAUGAAAAUGACUCAUAGCGGGCUACCCAGCAAGCAGGGCCGCUUAAUCUAUGAAUGUCUUUCUCCUAAUGUCAAGGAAAAAUAUUUACUGAACACAAGAUAUGUUUUCUACUACAGUUGCUGGGCAGACAGGCUGCCGGUUAUUGGGGAUGUGGAUGGUUUGUUCUACCACUCGCACGAAAUUUUGGGCCUUGUUGGCUCCAAGCUGUCUGCUUCGCCGACUUUAAUCAGUAUGUUGAGUUCAAUUGGUGUCCAUGACAUUCUAAGCUCUGAGAAUUCCGAGCUGGUCACCGAAAAGUGGAUUAAUUAUUUCAGGAAAUUCAUCUUUCCUGCGCUGGGUGGACUGGAAGAGGACUUCAUCGCUAAUAUCAACGCUUAUAAUUUGCUCAAGCUCUUCCCCUUUGAAAAGCGAUACUUUUUAUACCACGAAAUGUACAGCAAGAUAUCCGAUUCUGACAUAUUCGUGCGCCUAACUUUCAAUAAGGUACAGCGGAAAGUUCGCGGGCUCCUGAAAUCAUUAAGUAUAGAUCAUAUCGAUGACAAAGUCAAUGAAGUGUCCAGGCUGGUCUCUAGUAAUCCUCUAGCUGCACUAGAACCAAUUGUCAAUCAGAUCGAGAAUUACGACAAGGUCUCCGAACUGGUCGUAAUAGCAGCGAAGGGUUUCCCAGAUUUUGCAUACGACGUACUUCAAUACGUAUUACUGUUGAAGUUGACUUCAGGAAGGGAUAUCUUGCAAAUUGACGGUAUCAACCAGCACACGUGGAUCCAGCGCUUAUCCGUUUUCAUUGCAGGGUUGGCGAACUCGUGCCCAAAAAUGGAUCUAACUAAUAUUCUCAUCUUCACAGUGAAGAAUCUGCACAAAGAUUACAACGCCUCUCUUCCUGUCCUGAAGGAACUUGUAUCCAAGGUCGGGGGUAUUCAGAGCCUAAAUCAUAUCAGUUGGAAACAACUUCAAAUGCUCAAUUCUGGGCCGUCUUUGCAGAAAACGGCGAGGUCUCGCAUCCUAGAUACUAGGCAAGAGAAUUUCGAAGCUGCAAGGUCAAUAACACAGACUUUCAUCAAAAUUGGCGCUAUCUCUGAGCUGCUGGUGAUGUUGUGCAAUUUAAAUGUCGUUUCCCAGUCCCCAGACAUACAUUAUAAAAUCCUCUCCACCAAGUGCGACGAUUCGAAUUCUCUACUCUGGACCUUGAUUGAGAUGUUCAAAUUCACACUGACCCGCGAAGAAUUUCUUCACAACGUUUUGCCAUUUGAUGAGCUAGUUAACGACUAUAAUGUGCCAACGGAAUGGAGUUUUUUUAUCUGGAGAGAUUAUAUCGAUGAGAUGAGACAUGAAGGCGAUUCUUCGAUAAAGCAAAUAGACUAUAUUCUUGAAAAGACCGAAUUCAGGCAUGUUAGUUUUGAGCACCUUGACAAGCCAUUGUUUACAAGCUUUUGGAAACUCACCCUGUAUGAUGUGAACUUUAACAAGGAGUUAUAUGAUGAGACAACGAAGGCCUUGAACACCAAAUUGGAUAGAACUAAGCUUCAGCGUGAUAAAAACGCCAUUUUAAAUGAAGUACAAGAGGUGAUGUCCAACUGCCUUGCACAUCAAAAGGCUUUCAAGAAUGUUCAAGAAAUGUUCCAGGAUAAAAGAAGUGUUUGGUUCCCUGAACUAACCCCGGAAAGGGUUCAGGCUUAUAUCCAGUUCUGCAUCCUCCCCAGGACUCUGUUCUCUUCCUCAGAUGCCACUUAUAGUGCACUGUUUACCAUUGCGCUGUUGGGCGUGCAUGACUCGAUUGCUGUCUUUGAAAAAAUGGUAGAAUCGCACGUUCUCGGUGGUUUGUUGUUUUCUUGCACUGUUUCUGAAUCAACAAACGUUGGUUUCUUCUAUGGGAUGAUUAUCAGGACUUUUGAACAAGCUAGGUCUGAAGAGGCCUUUGACAACAGCAAGCUCUCACGGCUCCACCAUUUGUACUCAGUUCUUCUUUACGACUUGAGACUACUACUGUCUGAGACCAAUUAUAUGUCCAUCAGGAACACCAUCGAAUUCCUGAACCAAAUAUCUCCGAUUUUCCCAGUGGUUGAUGAACAGAUCCGUGAAGCUUGCAGAUCAUUGGAAUCUAAGCUUUCAGAUGAAACACGGGAAGAUAUCAAGCUACCAUGCAAUGCCCUGAUUGGGCAUCUGAAAAGUCGGAUGAAAACAGCAUGUAAGAAACAGGACUUUUAUGAACUUCCGAAGGAGGAACAGAUUGAAAUUGACAACUUCGAGAAGGAACAAGCAAAAAUAAAUGAAUACGAAGUAGCAGUAGCGAAGGAAACAGAAAGGAAGAAGCUAGAAGAAGUGAAGCCGCGUAAGGAAGCAGCAAAGGCGGUAUCGAGCACAAGCGAAAAAAAAGGUACGAGCUAUAGCAGCAGCUCAGACAGUAAGGAAUAUGAAAAGAGCCAAACUUCGGAAGAUGUGCGCCCUAUAUCAUAUCAAGGAACCCAAAUCCUUGAGAAUAUAGAUAGCAUUUGCAAACUGUUGAACUCAGAAGGAGUGGACGAUCUUCCUCAAUAUAUUCGUGUCUUAUACUUCAAGGAUGAAAUGAGGAAGGAACUAAGUAACUACAAGGGAAACUUGGACGUCUUUCGCAAGAAGCUUGCUGCAAUUCUCACUGAUUAUUUCUAUAGCAUGGUGAAAUGGCCGAACAGCAAUCCGCUGUUUGCUCAGAAGGCUGCCGAGCUCGAAGCGUCCUGUAUGCAAUGCGGACCACCGACUUCGAAAGCCACAAAGAUGAAGGUAAUGGCAGAUGAUUUAUAUGGUGACGAUAUCCCUUUCAACACCUCGAAUACCAAAACUGCAAAGCCGCAACGCGAGAGCAGGUUUUCAGAUGUCAAGGUACCCGCAGCCGCUGCCUCCGAGGCGAAACCUGCGGAUAGUAAACCGCAAUUGGACCGCUUUAAUAAGAAUUCCGUGAAGGAAAAUCCUAGAGCCCAGUCGAGAUUUAAGGAAAGCGCUCCGAAGCAGCCCUCGCCAGCACCUAAGAAGGAUGAGAAGCCCUCUGGAUCCCGGUUUCACAACUCGAAACCUGCGGCGCCAAAAAUACCUCCUCCAAAACCAGAACCAAAAUCUGUUAACCUUCGGGACAGAGUUGGUUCCCGUUUCGAAGGUAGACAGGAUCCAGCCAGUCGCUUUUCCGGGGCUCAUUCCGAGAGCACGAGGUAUCCGCAAUCUUCCGCCCGUCAACUUGAGCCAAGCCCUGAGAGCAGAUUCCGUAACGUCGCCAAAGAUUCACCGCGUAAACGGCCUACAACUGACUACCGCUACAAUGUAGACACUAAACGCCCGCGGAAGGAAGAUGAGCACAGGCGCAAACCCAACAGUGAUCGCCGUCCUGAUGCACAGCCAGUCCUUCCCACAGGUCCGAAAGGCAGUGGUACAUUCAGUAGAUUUAGAUAG